Anopheles maculipalpis is the source of this 7007-nucleotide messenger RNA. It is a transcript of the gene dop, whose product is annotated as microtubule-associated serine/threonine-protein kinase 4. The record is from RefSeq and is a predicted model, not a curated record. Bases 1 to 7005 code for a protein of 2334 amino acids. The transcript has a single exon. Gene Ontology annotation, molecular function: protein binding; protein serine/threonine kinase activity; magnesium ion binding. NCBI's taxonomy places the organism in Eukaryota, Metazoa, Arthropoda, Insecta, Diptera, Culicidae. Gene Ontology annotation, biological process: intracellular signal transduction; peptidyl-serine phosphorylation.
AUGAGUCAGAAGACAUCAACGAGCGGUGGGACUGGAGGUGGUGGUGCGGGUGGUGGCAAAACGAAAACAGCAUCAUCAACGAGUGUUCCCACGACAGCAACGUCUACCAGUGUCAGUCAAAAGCAGUCAACCGAAGCGACAGCUUCAGAUGGAGCGCGAACAAAGUCAGCACAUUCCUCGGUACGAUCGUUAAACUUUGAUGAUCCGGAGUUGCUUCUACCGGUGGUAGGACCCGCAGCAGCUGGACGCAAAACCGAAUCGGCACCUACGAAAGAACGUAAGGAUGGUGGAUCGCUAGUGCAGAUGGGAACGAAUUCGCUUGCCGCAAGUACGGUUGUUUCUGCGUCGAAGCCUCCGCACUCGAAACCUCACCCGGAGGAAGGUAAGACGGGCUCCAGCGCCAACAGUCAAUCAAUGGCGAUUGGAAGUCCUACGAAAAUGGGUGUCAAAAAAACGAUGCCACACCAGGGAGCUUCACUAAAGCAAGAACAUCUUGAAUCGUCAACGGUGACAGCGUCCGGUAAACCAACGCUACUGAAAGCUUCCUCCGUACCGGGUCCGGGUUUCAUCGGUGCUCCGGUAGCGUGUUCUUCGCCGCUGGGCGGCAAACCUUCGGCCAGUGUUUCUCCACAUCAUGUACCGCCCGUAUCGCCUCAACCACUGAACGCCCCUGUGAUAACGACGAUUGCUGCAGCAUCUCCGACAACAACCGCCAUCGGCUCGCCGCUAGUGGUCGGCACUACGGGAACGACAGCAUCACCGUCGGCUGUUGUGAUGCGCACGUCAUCCGGUUCGAGCCUUCACAAAUCGGCCUCGUACCGAAAGUCAUCCUACAAACCGCAACACUCGCACUCCUUGCGUUACUCUGGCAGUGGCAGCGACAUAUCCAACCUGGUGCGCGUACGUAAUUCCACGCUCGGCAAUUCCGCACCAACGCUCUCGUUGAGCGCAAAGGAAAAUGGCGGCUUCGGACUUGGCGCACUCGGUGGUGGUAGCUUUUUUGCCGGUCAAAAGCGUCCCACCUCGUCAUCGUCGUCGUCGGCGGCUGCAGCCGCUCGGAGUGCUGCCGUGGCGCGGCAUCGGCUCAGCUUCGUUGCGAACAUUUCGCCCCGAUCUCACUCACCCAUUCCCGCUAGUCCCAUCGAUAGUCCGCGCAUCAAUUCGCCCAGUAUUAUGCAGUUUCCGUUCAUGCCGAUCAAGCGCAUUGCAUCGACAGCUGCGUCGAAGAACUGCGACAGUCGGCGGUGGUCGGUUGCGUCGCUGCCAUCGUCCGGGUACGUGACGACGCCAGGAAGCUCCAACAUUUCCUCGCAGUGUUCGAGCCAGGAACGGUUGCAUCAGUUUCCGGCUGUACCGACCAAUGACGAUUUGCAGCUGCUGUCGUUGCAUUUCUCGUCGAAUGACAGUAAUCCGAGCUUGAUUGAGGCGAGGACGCAUCACAGUCAUCAUCACCACCAUGCGUACCACCAACUACAUCAGCAUCAUCCACAUCAUCCGAUGGUACCUCCGGCGCAUCAUCACGCUUUGCAGCAGCAACAGCAGCAGCAGCAGCAAUUUCAUCACCAUCAUCAGCAUCAUCAUUCCCUACCGGCAGGAGCCGGAAUGCAGCAACUACCAUACACACACCAGCACCCACUGGCGAUGGGGGUUGGGCCACCGAACAGUGGAGGUAUAUCCUCGUCGAUCUCACCACAGGCUAGCUACGGAUCUGGAGUAUCCAACAGCGGUUCGCUUUAUCAACAGCAGCAGCCACUCAGUCUGCAGGCUCACGUAGGAUAUCCCCAAGGGCCAGGAAGCAUCAUGAAUCAACCGGCCGGACCACAAUCCGGUCAGCUGCCACAUCAACAUUGCACGAUGAAAUCUUCGGUGGGAUCUUCUGGUUCGGGAAGUUGCGGCAGUGGUCCUAACGGAAAGGACGACAUGAACAACUUUUGUGGAUGUCGUUCACCGAUUCAUCGGCCGCGAUCGCGCAGUCUCAGCAGUCCGAGCCAUUCGCCGAUCACCGACAGUGAGAUCUCGAUCAUGAACACUUUCUACAAAGAGCGGUUCCCGAAAGCGACCCAACAGAUGGAGGAACGCUUGAGUCACUUUAUCAAUGAAAACAAAAACAUCAUCAACGACAGUGCGCGCAACUCGCAACCAAUUGUACGGUUCGUGCACCAUCAGGUGCUGGAAAUGGCACGUGAUUGUCUGAACAAAUCGCAGGCCAAGUUGAUCACGUCGCGAUACUUCUACGAGAUGAGUGAAAAUCUGGAACGACUGUUGAUGGAGACGCGUGAAAAAUCGCCCGAAGCAGCUCCGGAAAUUACGGGCGUGAUCAAGAAGCUGCUGCUGAUCACGUCCCGUCCAGCACGGCUGCUUGAAUGUUUGGAGUUUGAUCCGGAAGAGUUUUACCGGUUGCUGGAGGUGGCUGAAGGACAGGCAAAAGUAACGCAAGGCAUCAAGGCGGACAUUCCACAGUACAUCAUACAGAAGCUGGGGCUCAACCGAGACCCGAUAGCGGAGCUGCAGGAGGAACUCAACAUUGAGACGGCAUCGCUUAACUCGAGCGUGAAUUGUGCCGAUCUGGAGGAAGAAGCGGAACAGGAGGAGCUGGUGGAUCGGAGAUCACGCGUGAGGAGCAAUAGAACGGCACGUGCCGACGAUAGUGAGCUAGCGGAUAUGAAUUCUUCGAUCGCGAGUGAUCACACUUCUCGUGGUGGUGACGAUAUGACGUGCUCCACACCGAAAGGGUCAGGUUCUUCGAGUUCUGCUGGGAAUAGUGCGGCUAGCAGUACUAGCAAUGUGUUGAACAACAAUACUGAACCGGGUGGAAAUGCGGUUGGAGGAGCUACGGCCGGUACUGGAAAUGCCGCUACAACUGGAGGAACUGCAGGUGCAGUGGGAAAGAGCUUCAAGGCACGUUCCAACAAUGCUGUACCGAAUGAGAAAGAUUUUGAUAUACUGAAGCUGAUCUCGAACGGUGCGUAUGGCGCUGUUUAUUUGGUAAAACACAAACAAACUCGCCAACGGUUCGCGAUGAAAAAGAUCAACAAGAACAGUCUUAUGCUGAGGAAUCAAGUGGAGCAAGUGUUUGCCGAGCGGGAUAUUCUUAGCUUCGCAGAUAAUCCUUUCGUAGUGAGUAUGUACUGUUCGUUUGAGACGAAAAAACAUCUCUGUCUGGUGAUGGAGUACGUUGAAGGUGGUGACUGUGCGACGCUACUGAAGAAUAUCGGCCCACUACCAUCGGAUAUGGCAAGGUUCUAUUUUGCCGAAACGGUGCUUGCGGUCGAGUAUCUGCACAGCUACGGGAUCGUGCAUCGUGAUCUGAAACCGGAUAAUCUUCUUAUUACUGCGCUCGGUCACAUUAAACUGACGGACUUUGGGCUAUCGAAGAUGGGUCUGAUGUCUCUAGCGACGAACCUGUACGAAGGCUAUCUGGACAGCGAGACAAGACAGUUCUCAGACAAGCAGGUAUUCGGUACUCCGGAAUAUAUCGCACCCGAAGUGAUCAUGCGCAAGGGUUACGGUAAACCGGUAGAUUGGUGGUCAAUGGGCAUCAUUCUGUACGAGUUCCUGAUCGGCUGUGUGCCGUUCUUUGGCGAAACGCCCGAAGAGCUAUUCGCGCACACGGUGAACGACGACAUCGAGUGGCCUGAUGAAGAUGAUUGGCCACUGCAGGAGGAAGCGAAGGAUCUUAUCACGGUACUGUUGCAGCAGAAUCCACGCGAUCGGCUCGGAACUGGUGGUGCGCACGAAGUAAAGGAGCAUUGCUACUUUUACGGACUCGAUUGGAACAACCUGCUGAGGCAGAAAGCGGAGUUUGUACCCCAGCUGGACAAUGAGGAGGACACGAGCUACUUCGAUACGCGCGUCGAUAGGUUUAAUCACGAAAUAUGUGGUGAUGAUACGGACGAGAUGGAGGAUUCGCCACUAUUCGGAUCGUUUAGCUCAUAUUCGCCGCAGUAUCGCAAGCAGCACAGUCUUUCGCAAGCGUCCAUCAAUUCUAGUGGCAAUUUUGGCGGAAGUACUGGAAGUCGGAUAAGUGGUGGAGUAGGUAUCGAGGGUGGAUCGUUGACGGCCGAUAUACCAUCCGUGGUUGUGGCAUCCAAUGUUUCCCAUGUUCCUCAGGCACCUCCUCCUUCGUCUUCAUCGUCUGGAUCGUCCGUUCCGGAUGCGGUUGGGGCGCCGAGAGAAAUAGGAGCUACGAUAACGGUGAGUGGUCCUACAAGUAGUUCUAGUGUACCUUCAACUACUACGGCUUCUUCCACCUUGAAGCCUCUGACUACAUCAACCGGGGAAACAUUGGUUGAAACGCCGAGCCUCACAACAUCUUCGGCGCUGAGCAAACCUCACCUACCAAGCCUGUUCGAAGACGGGUAUGAUACGACACACCCCCGACCGAAUGAUAUCAGCAAACUCAUCAUAACACCUGAACUUCGUAAGUUCAACAUCAACCCGUCACGUUACAAGAUGCCAUCAACGCCCGAUCUCGACUAUCUCCCCGAACUAGCCACACCCGAUCGGGAAGACUUCAUGGUCCAUCACGGUAUCAGUCUACGACCUACGGCAGCAAACGUUGGAUCAAUGCGUGCAGCCCCUAGCACACCGGAAACUCCCGAAACGAACAAACGGUUCAGUGACUUCUAUCCGCUCUCCUCACUCAAGCAGCUCAGCACACCCGAAUCCUCCCAAACGGACAGUGAUGAUGUGUCGCCACAAAUACAACGCAAGCGCAAGAUCGUCCACAAUCGCAUCCUGCCCAAAUUCUCCAUCUCGAUCGAGGAUGAUCAAAGUGGACAUGAAACAUCCUCUUCAACACCGUCCCAAAUCGUAACAUCUUCACCAUCGAGCUCGCUGCACAACCUAAGUGGCAGCAAUUCGCGGCAUAUCGUCAAAUCCGCAUCAGCUUUGGGUCUCUCACUGAUGACAUCUUCGGAUGAUUCGUCCUCCGCUGUUACUACGGCGGUUGGACGAUCACUUGGUGGUGGUGGCGGCCAUGUUACCCUCCCGGGACGUAAUGCGACGGGAACGACCGCUUCCAACCUGUCGUCUUCCUCCGGCUGUAGUACGGGUGGUGUCGCGUCGUCUACGAUGCAUUCGGCGGGCAACUGUUCCAGCACGGCUAGCUCGCGUGACACAUCGCCCUGCCGCGAGUUGAGCCCUCUAGUCACGAACCUAAAACCACCGUUGAUUAUUAAGCGUGGACCGCGUGGAUUUGGGUUCACCGUGCACACGAUACGGGUAUACUACGGAGAUACAGAUUUCUACACCAUGCACCAUCUGGUGAUGGCCGUCGAUGAGGGAAGUCCUGCGUUCGAAGCUGGUCUCCGCCCGGCGGACCUGAUCACACACGUUAAUGGAGAAGCCGUGCAGGGACUGUACCAUACGCAGGUUCUGCAGUUGCUGCUAAGUGGAUCCGAGCUGGUGAGUCUGCGUGCUACUCCACUCGAGCACACUAGCAUCCAAACGGGUGGACGCAAGCGUGAACCAUGGCAGAGCAAGUUUGCGAAGAAAUCAACCCAUAGUCGGCGCAAGCAGAAGAAAGACAACGAGAAAAAGCGCAAAGCGUCACUGUUCCGACGAAUUAGCAGCAAACGAGCAAGUGCUGAGAUGCAGCAGAUGGUAGCUGGAAUUCAAUCGCCAACUUCGGCCGUUCCGCCCAGUAGAAGUUUCCAAUCGUUGGCCCGCUUCCAAGGUAGUCAACCGAACUUGCUACAGCCGGGAAUAGGACCCGUAGUAGGAUCUCCUGGAGGAUUGCCCGUUCCGGGUGCAAUUCCUCACCCUGCCGGCAUGCAGUCUCCAGUUGGAGCACCUGGAGUAGUGGGUCCCAUUCCACAGUCAACAUUAGCUGCCACGGGUAGCUCGCCGGGAAAUCGACUAAGUCUCUCGCCGCUAAACUCCGCCGGAACUCUCUAUAAUCCAACGCUUCCGUCGCCGGGUUCUCCGAGCACAUCCGCACCAAGUACACCAACUGGCAGUGGAACGCUCGGAUAUAACGAUGGUGCUCCACUGUACCAGCGCCCAUCAACGUUGCACGUACUGAAGCACAAGCUACACUCGUCGCCCUGUGCCAGCAAUAAAGCGCUUCACUCUGCAGCGACCGCCAGUGGACGUCCCUCAAACCGUCGAAAAUCGGCCGACCAUAUGCCGCUGUCACCACUCGCCCGAACUCCCAGUCCUUCACCGCUGCCCGCUUCACCGACGCGUUCGUCCAGCCCGCUAGCAUUCCCGGUCGUACAUCCGCUCGGCGCUUCCAACACAACGCAAUCGUACAGUCCUGGGGGACUGCCAAAUGCCGCCGGCAUCGGCAUCGGCAUAGCAACCGGACUUCCGUCCGCCGUCGUACCAGGCAUUGUGGCUGGUGGAAUCGGAGGAUCACCAACACCUCCUACGAAGAAAGGAUUCCCACGAGCGAAAACAGCCGAACCUAGCUCACCGUUGUUGCGUCGAGCUUUGUCCCCGGACCGGCUACAUCCACGCAGUGCCGCUGAAAGUAAGUGCGUGCUCUCACCACUCUGUUGCAACACUUCGCUGAAGACAACACCCCGUACGGUGGCUGGUAUUUGGAGAUCGAAUCAAAACUCCACCAUUACGACGGCUGCCGGUGGAGCGCCGGGUGGACUUCAACUGACAGCAGCAUCGUGCGGAAGUAGCAGCACGACACUGGAACCUUCAACCGUCUCGGUGUCCCAAAAUAGCGUUAAUAAUAACAACAAUCCACAACCGGCAACGGCUGGAACUGGUGCUUCCGGUGGAGAAUUAUUAGCAGCAACCGGGAAGCCAUCAGCAGGACCUCCUGCAACGCGCAGUACCAGUGUAACGUCAUCAUCUGGUGGGAAAAUGGCUGCUCAGUCGAGUGUUACUGUAAGCAGCGCAGCGUCUAAAGAGGAUCAGAUAAAAUCGUCCGCCGACAAGCUUGUGCCACUGAUGGAGAAGAUGGCGAUCAAGGAUGGGGAUGGGCCGAGCACGACAAGCAUCAACAAUAAUGGUGGCGGUGGGGUGAGUAAGAAAGCGAAAGAGUAAUU